UCCCGAAUAGGCUUCAUUGAUGAGUCAUUGAAAGAAACGUUCAUCACUGCAUACUCGCUGAACGAACAACUUUGACAUUCAGCUAAAACUUAGUUGGUGAUCUUAUCUGACGAAAGACCAAGGUUAUAUCAUAAAUAACUGUACAAAUGUAUAGAUCAAAGUGUUUUACAGAUCGUUGAUAUUUCAAGAUGGCGGAUUCUAAAAAGCCGCCGAGCUCCGGACAAGGCACUGAAGAAAAUGUUCAAAAACAAGGAGCAGAAAAACGAAAAGAAUUUCAAAGUCCCAGCUUGCAUCCGGUGCAGCAUCGUCGACGUCGUCCAGAUGUGCGAAGUCGGUUACAACUGGAGUUCAAGGCUGCCCAUCAUACAAACAAUGGCGGGGCCUCCCCGAGUCUCAAAGAUCUUGGGUACAGAACAACAAUAGAGAGACUGCGGUCACAUGGUGGCCUCGAAUCUGCUGGCAAACUGCAAGUAAACAAUACAACUUACAACUUUACUGCUGACGACCUAAAUGAUCUCGGAGAAAUUGGCCGUGGAAACUAUGGAACUGUCAACAAAAUGUUACAUGAGAGAAGUAACAAAAUCAUGUCAGUCAAGCGUAUCCGGUCUGUGGUGGAUGAGAAGGAGCAACGAUCCAUGUUGAUGGAGCUUGAUGCUGUCAUGAGAAGCAACGAUUGCCCAUAUAUUGUACAGUUCUAUGGCGCUCUUUUUAAAGAGGGAGACUGCUGGAUAUGUAUGGAGCUGAUGGACAUUUCUUUAGAUAAAUUUUACAAAUUUACCUAUGGACAUUUACAAUCUCCGAUUCCCGAGGAGAUCCUAGGCAAAAUAACUGUAGCUACUGUCAAAGCUUUAAAUUAUUUAAAAGAAAAGUUAAAAAUUAUACAUAGAGAUGUAAAGCCCUCGAAUAUACUGUUGGAUCGUAAGGGAAAUAUCAAACUCUGUGAUUUCGGUAUCAGCGGCCAACUCGUUGAUUCCAUUGCCAAAAGCCGGGAUGCUGGCUGCAGGCCAUACAUGGCGCCUGAGAGGAUAGACCCACACCACUCCAGUAGAGGGUAUGAUGUUAGAUCUGAUAUCUGGAGUCUCGGCAUCACACUGAUUGAGCUGGCAACGGGUCACUUCCCCUACCCGAAGUGGAACAGCGUGUUUGACCAGCUGACCCAGGUGGUGCAGGGCCCCGCCCCCCAGCUCAGCCCGUCCGAGGGGCACUCAGAAGACUUCACAAACUUCCUCAACACAUGUUUAACUAAAGAUGAACGACAAAGACCAAAGUAUAACAAAUUGCUGGAGCAUGUUUUUAUCAAGCGCUACCAGGAGCUUGAGGUUGACACGGCAACAUACAUCAACAGCGUCCUAGACCAGGUCAAGGACACAUCACAGCUUGAACAGUCCCAGUCUUCAUAACAAUAACUGUUGCCUAGCAACCGUUCUCCCUUAGCAACUGUUUCUUAGCAACUGUUGUCAAGGCCAUGGUGGUAUAUGGUCAUUAGUGCAAUAUACCGUCUGCUGGUUAAAAUUUGAGGAUACAGUUUUAAGGACAAAGUGAAAAGGUUCUAUAUGCUACUUUAUUUUGAAGUCCUUGGAACCAUUUCACUUAAUCACCUUGACUGUUGCAUGUGAAAGAUAUUGUAUUGCUAUAACAUUCAAUUUGUUGUUACACUGUGAGUUAUAAAAGUCACCAUACACCAUAAAAAAAGUUGCCUAGCGACUGGAGCCUACUCGUAUUUAAACUUUCCUACCAUGCCAUAUAGUAUAUUGAUAAUGUAAAAUAAAUUAAGAAAAUUAAAUUGUCACAUUAAUUUAUGUGUAAACUGUAUUGUUGUCCAGUAUUCUCCAAUUUUGUAUUGCAAGUAAAUACGAAAUUUCAUUGCAAGUAAAUAUGAAUUUUCAUUCCUUCAAUUUUUGACAAGUAACAGUUAACCCCCUGAAUACCCUUAAGCUGGUAAGGAAUGUGGCUGUGAUUUUAAUGAUCAGAAUAUUGUUGUGAUUUAAUAUAAUGGAAAUUCCAUGGCAACUAGAUGUGAUGUUAUGAAUGCUGUGUAUUUGAUUGCUUACAAUGCUUUAGGACACAAGAGUUUUAUGUGUACAUUUCCAAAAUCUAAAAUCAACUUCUGGUAUGUUAACUUCUCAUGUUCUCAAUGGGAAAAAAAUGUGAGUCUUAAUUGGUUUUGCUCAAAAUGAAAGAUUUGUUCAGUAUCUUAUCGUUUUGAAUCAGGUUUUAACAUAGAAAUCUUUGUAGUGCGCAAAUGUAUAACAAAGAACCUAGUUUUAAUUGUUCGAAAUAUUAAAAUAUUUUAAUUCAAUAUCUUCAUCCAUUAUCAUAUAUACAUGUUAUUGUGUAAAUGACAUUUUCAGAACUAUAAACAUUUGUUACAAAUGAUGAGAUUAUGUAAAAGCAUACAUGUACAUUUUGUAAAAGCUUUUCCCCUGUCACAGCAUAGCACGUACAUGAACAUGCUGUUGUUGUUUUUAUCGUAGACAUUUAAGGUUGUGCUUUUUGUUCAACAUUGCUGUGUUUUAUUUUUAGAGAGCUGUUAAGCUAUAUUUUGAAUGCCUGUUAAGUUGACUGUUUAGAACAACAAAUGAAAGAGCACUGUACCAUGAUACUGGAUAUCAGUUCUUUAUGUAUUUAUACAGUUUAGUAUUUCAAACUGCAUUGUGGUUGGUUUUCCAUUGUUCAACAGCAGUGGAUUGUAUAGAAUUUUGAUAGGUUGUCCACAGGUUAUCUUUUGGCUAGUUGACUCAUUGAAAUGAUUUCAUUGGUUAGUAGUUUUUAUUGGAUAAAUAUUGACCAAUCAGUAAGCAUUUUGGGUGAUUUUGACCAAACCAAAAGCAAUGGGCUGCAGGUGUAAAAUAUAUUCCUCCCAACAAAUUGUGCAAAGAUGGACAAAACUCACUCAUGCAUUUUAACUGUAAUAAAUUCAAUAACAUUUUGACAUUAUUUCUAUCAUUUCUAUUCAUAAACAUCAAAGAAUGUACAACUUGUAUAAAAUUUAUAUGACCAUAUUGUUCGAAAAUGACGAAAAAAGUUGAAUAUUUCAGAAUGUCAAAGAGAAGCAAGAAUUUUGUCUGUCUAUGUAAAAUAGGUGGGGGUAUUUGUCCAUCUUCCUUUGUAAACCAGGAUAAAGGGUUGUCUGCAAGAAUGGAGUAACUACAAGUACCUGCAUUUAUAUCAGGGGUUAAAAACAGACUUGCAGGGACCCCUAAACUUUUUUUACAUACAGUAUACACACAUUUUUGUACAAAAUAUUAGUUUCACAAUACUGGUGUAUUUGUAUAGUUUCACAUGUUUUUUUACUGUGAUAAAAACAGUGCGUAAUUGUUAUACACUGCAAUACAUGCAUUUUAUAAAUUAUUUAAUUUAGGAUUUUUAUAACUUGUACAGUACUGCUAGAACGAUUAUUUUGAUCAGAUCACAUGAUGUUAUGAUCAUUGAAAGCAAAACAUCACCCUACACUUACUUCUACACAAAUCUGUUCUCUUUGGCUUUAUUAGUGAUUCCAUUUGGCUAAAAAAUAUCUCUAAUUACAUGAGUUUUAGGCCAUAACGUAAGAAAUAAGUAACUGUUUCAACCCUGCUCUGGUACUAUUGUUAUUGAGAUAUGGGAAAAUUGGACUUAUUCCGUGGUUAAACUGUCCACAUUUUGCCAUUCCAGCAUUCACUGCUUAUAAAGGGGCUGUCUGUGAGUUCCAAAAGAUUUCACAUUGAUUUGAUACAACUUUGUUGGUGUACAUUUUGUUUGGUGAGAGAAGCCAUAUGUAAAUUAAUAAAUCUUAUCACUCUCUCUCUUCAUUCAAGGUUUCUGGUACAAUUCUUCUUCUUUUUUCAAACUGAAAGUACCAGGUAUGUCCUAUCUGUAUAAUAAAAGCACCCAUAAAAGAAAUUGACUUAAUUCAGUACUUAUGUUACUUGACAAGAGGAGGAUAAUUUAAGCUUGUUAGAAGCACAUCUUAAGUCAUUCUUAGCUAGGUUUCCACAAACUUUUAUUGUGUAUUUUAUGUUGUGUUAUGUUUGUUGUUACAGUACUUACUUAAAUACAAGUGCUUCUGUAGCGAUUUGUGUAUGCUAAAUGUUCACAUUUCCAAGUCUGCUGUCAGGUUAUUUAUAUGUUGUAACUUUCCUUGCAUUACUCUGUUCAAACGUUGGUGUGCUAUGUACGUGUCUAUUUAUAGAAAGUGAGCUACAGGGCGCUUAUUGAUUUCAAGAUUAUGCAAUUGAUUUUGGCAACUUCAGUCGUAACUCUUCAGUUUUUACGGAACUCAAUCAUUGUGUUUAUCUCUAUUGAUGGUUCAUGUUUUUUUACAAAUGUAAUUAAGUUCAUAUAUAAACUCAUUGCGCCAAUCUUUUCAAUGUCCAUACAUGAAGUUAGGUAUUGAAAGAUCAUUUAAACGUCCUUGUAAGAUUUUUAAACGUUUGUACAAGAAGUUAAGUAUCAUAAGAUCACUAAAACAUGCUUUAUUUGUGUAGAGAACAAAAUGCAAAAUUAACACAUGUAGGUUCGAAGCAUUUCAAUCUGUAAUGAUUUGUUUUAAAAUUUAUUCAUCGUCUUAAUAGGAAUACAGGUAAAUAUUUGUAUAAAACAAUAAAUUGGGCAUUUCCUACUUUAUAAAAUACCCUUUGCUGUGUUUUGCUAACCAGACUAUUGCUAUGGAUUGUUGGAGAUUUGUGAAACAAAAGUAAUGCACAUUUUCUUGUUCAAAUUAAUUUAAUGAAUGUGUAUUUCCAGGUAUCAUGUAAGCAUCUACUUAUGUUGCAUUAUUUUGUAUUUCAAUUUUGUUGAUUGUUUUUGUCUGAAAUCUAAAUAAGUUUUCCAAAUUAGUCAUCAAAAAGACCAUACAUGUUUCAAAUUAAAUGAUGUAUAGUGGACAUGCAUUUGUAACUUUUCCAUAAUGACUAUGAGAUACAGUCCUGUACAUAUAUCAGCACAUAUUCUUAGUGUUUGUCAUAUCUGCCUAGGUUCUAUACCAGGUUUUAUUCAAUAAAUUUGUUGUCCUCCGUAAAAAUUAGUCCUGCGGUGGAAAAGGGACAUUUUCCUUCUUCGAAAUUGUGUGCUCAUAUUUUUGUAUGUAAUUUGAAGUUGUAGGAAAAUUAAAACAUUCAACUAGACAAACCAAUGACCUUUUCUUUUUACAAUGUGCACAUGGAUAAAUGUUUUCUUGAAGCCAGAUAUCUUUCCAUUGAAAUACAUCAUUCUGGGACAAUGUUUAGUAAAUCAUGGAAUCGAAAAACACAUUUGUGUAUAGAAUCAUGUGUAAAUCCUGUAUGAGAACUUCAUGUGCACAUACUAUUUCAUGUCAUUAAUGUAUAUAGUCCAAUACAUGUGUGAAUGCUGCACUAUGUCACAGUGAUAUAUGCCUUUAUAAAACAAUGAAAUAAACAACAAAAACAUCACAA
Molecule: messenger RNA, 5390 nt
Organism: Mya arenaria
Lineage: Eukaryota; Metazoa; Mollusca; Bivalvia; Myida; Myidae
Product: dual specificity mitogen-activated protein kinase kinase 4-like
Exons: 13
Coding region: 189-1400 (403 amino acids)
Biological process (GO): MAPK cascade; protein phosphorylation
Molecular function (GO): JUN kinase kinase activity; ATP binding
Source: RefSeq, a predicted model, not a curated record